AUCUGUUCAAGGUCCCUCUUAUAGUUGCUAUUAAUUCCCACCUCUAACUGUCUCAAUUCGUACCAACAUCCGUUGGCUUCUCUUAAUUUUAUCUCAAUAAUCUAAUCGACUAUGAAUUAUUACCUUGGUUAAUGCAGUGAAAAUGACAGUUUCCGUUGAGAAACCCAAUGUCACUCAAGCCAAGAGUGCCGAGCAGGCGCAGCCUGACGCAAAUAAAUUGGUAUCGAAUGACCAAUUUACAGUGCCUCAAAACAAUGCUUUUGGAAACACAUUUAGGGAUUAUGAAGUAGGUGCAAGGACUGACAAAGUAGAGCAACACUACAAAGCUAGCCAUAUCAACCAAACAUAUGAUUUCGUGAAGAAGAUCAGGGAAGAAUACAAGAAGCUUAAUAAGGCAGAAAUGGGAAUUUGGGAAUGCUGUGAGCUCCUCAAUGAGGUUGUUGAUGACAGUGAUCCCGACUUAGAUGAACCACAAAUUCAGCAUUUGUUGCAGAGUGCUGAAGCAAUCAGAAAAGACUAUCCUAAUGAAGACUGGUUGCAUUUGACAGCACUCAUUCAUGAUCUUGGAAAGAUCCUUGUUCUUCCAAAAUUUGGUGAGCUACCUCAAUGGGCUGUUGUUGGUGACACUUUCCCUGUUGGAUGUGCUUUUGAUGAGUUCAAUGUCCAUUACAAGUAUUUUAAGGAGAACCCUGAUUUCAAAAACCCCAAAUACAACACCAAUAAUGGGGUUUACUCUGAAGGAUGUGGACUGGACAAUCUGCUUAUGUCAUGGGGACAUGAUGAUUACAUGUACAUGGUGGCUAAAGAAAACGGGACCACAUUGCCACAGGCAGGAUUGUUCAUCAUCAGAUACCAUUCCUUCUACCCAUUGCACAAGCAUGGAGCUUAUGCCCAGUUCAUCAAUGAGGAGGAUAAGAAGAACAUGAAAUGGCUUCAUGUUUUCAACAAAUAUGACUUGUACAGCAAGAGCAAAGCUCACGUUGAUGUUGAAAAGGUCAAGCCAUAUUAUGAAUCCCUCAUUGCCAAGUAUUUCCCAGCAAAGCUGAAAUGGUGAAAGUUCCCAAAUGCACGAACAAUGGCGUGCUGCGGCUGCAAUGCUAAUAGAGUAAUAGUCCUGAUUCUUUGUAGAUAUAGAGAGAAGUCGACUAUAAUGUGUAUAUAUAUGAAGCAAUUAAUACAACAACACAUUCUUUUGAUUCAAA
Messenger RNA from Gossypium arboreum, 1202 nucleotides. Its product is annotated as inositol oxygenase 4-like. Gene Ontology annotation, biological process: inositol catabolic process. The record is from RefSeq and is a predicted model, not a curated record. Lineage: Eukaryota; Viridiplantae; Streptophyta; Magnoliopsida; Malvales; Malvaceae. Bases 143 to 1054 code for a protein of 303 amino acids. The transcript has 8 exons. Gene Ontology annotation, cellular component: cytoplasm. Gene Ontology annotation, molecular function: iron ion binding; inositol oxygenase activity.